This is a messenger RNA of Aspergillus wentii DTO 134E9, 1158 nucleotides long. RefSeq lists its product as uncharacterized. The transcript has a single exon. Bases 196 to 903 code for a protein of 235 amino acids. Lineage: Eukaryota; Fungi; Ascomycota; Eurotiomycetes; Eurotiales; Aspergillaceae. The record is from RefSeq and is a predicted model, not a curated record.
UUCUUAUUACUGCUCAUCCUUAUCUUUUGAAGUAAGACAAUAGUCAAUUGAGGCUUAUUCCACGUUUUCUUAUCACUGGCGACAUUGGUUUGCAGCAGGACGAAAGUGAAACCGACGAACCAUCAGCGUUGGAUUCAAGAGAUUAUCGCAAGGAGAAAGCUUGAAGCUGGGCUGGAAUAGAAUCAGUCAAUCAACAUGCCAAUACCAAUAGUCGAUUCUCACAUCCACCUUUUUCCAGAAUCCCAUCUCCCGACGUUCGCAUGGUAUAGCCCAUCAAGUCCCCUGGGAUCCCAAUACUCGAUAGACGAAUAUCGCACUGCGACCUCUGAGCCCAGCUAUCUCCGGGGAUUUAUUGUCCUCGAAACAGAUCGGAUAUCUUCCCAGGAAUCCGGAGCCAGUUGGACGCAUGUCCUCGAUGAAGUCUCCUUCUUUACUCGAAUUGCUCUGGGGGAGCCUAUUGCAGGAGAAGGACACCGUGAUGUGGAUAAGCCGCUGUGUCUAGGAAUCAUCCCGUGGGCACCUGUACCCGGGGGUCCUGCGACAUUGGAAAAGUUCAUGGCAUUGGUGAAGGAGAGGACGAGAACGGAGGAUGUAUGGAGAAAGGUUUGCGGUGUGCGAUACUUGGUCCAGGAUAAGCCAGCUGGUGUGAUGCUGAAGCAAGACUUUGUUGAUGGGUUGAAAUGGUUGGGGAGGAAUCGGCUGGUGUUUGAUCACGGGGUAGAUGCCAGGCAGGGCGGGCUCUGGCAGUUGAGAGAGACAAUCGAGAUGAUGAAGAGGGCUUACGAUGGGGUGCAGGAGAGCGAAAGGGUUGUUAUAGCGAUAAGUACGGAUUCUUUUUUUGUCCUUUUUCUCUCUGAUUGUUUUCAUUCCUUUCCUCCAAUUUCAUCAACACUGACAAUCUAGACCAUCUCUGUAAACCAAACCUUCGACUGCCCUAUUCCUCUCCCCACUCCGUAACCACGCACCCCGAGUUUCUGGAAUGGAAGUCUCUCAUCACAGCCAUGGCACAAUACCCCACAUCUUACAUGAAGCUUUCUGGCGGGUUCUCAGAGCUCCCAACACUUUCUGCAUCUCCCGAACCAGAUAUCUCUGCUCUAGUCGAUAGAAUCCAGCCUUGGACGGAUGCCGUGUUUGAUGCUUUUACUCCAGAACGAGUGA